This is a messenger RNA of Aspergillus nidulans FGSC A4, 684 nucleotides long. RefSeq lists its product as uncharacterized. The record is from RefSeq and is a predicted model, not a curated record. The coding region runs from base 1 to 684 and encodes 227 amino acids. The transcript has a single exon. Lineage: Eukaryota; Fungi; Ascomycota; Eurotiomycetes; Eurotiales; Aspergillaceae.
AUGGCCAGUUAUAUGCCUCUUGCUGUCUAUAUCCACGACGGCGAGAGCCAUCGUACCUACACUACUACCCCUUUCAACGUGCGCAACACCGUCACCAACAGCAAUAAUCCAAACAGUGUCAAUGGCAACAUUACCCGGAACAUUGCCUACAAUAUAACGAACACCAUUAUGCACGUCAAUGCCUCUACCAGCGGCCUUGUCCCUGCAACCCAACACUUCCUCGACGACCGAACCCGCCGCAUCCACCAGCAAGUCCGCGCUCUGUCCCCCUUCCCCGGCAUGUUCGAACAUGGCCACGGGAUUCACGAGUCCCCUGAUGGCUUUUUACGCCCUGCUCAGGGCUGGAUUUGUGGCUUCAUCGACUACAAAGUUGCUAUUUUCGUCAAACCCGAAGGAGACUAUUUCGCCGCUCGCAUGUUCUACCAGAUGCGGAUGGGCGAUCUCUUCGAGCUCGAGCGUAUGGCCAAUGAACGGAACACUCCCCGGGUCGGCAGCUUUGGACAUGGGCUCUGGCUGGCUCCGGACGGGAGUUUGAAGUUUGGGUAUGGGAUUGUUAUGCAGGCCUUUCGUAACGCGAUUUUGGCUAUUCUGCAGACCCCGUCUGAGCCUGAUGCUGCGCCAGUUACCGGAUUUGCGGGCAAGGACCCGCACCCUGCUUAUCGGCCUGUGUUGCGCUUUGGCUAG